AGUUAUUUUUGACUAGGCGCCUGUAAAAUAAACAAGUGGGUGUAGCGCCAGCAUCGCCACAUGGUAUAAAUAUAAGGGCUUUAACUCUCUGAACCAAGACGAAACACACUAUUAUUUAGUAGUAGCUGUCUGGAAAAACGGUAUUAGUCUAUAUUAUUAGGUUAUAAUUUAACAGAAAUUUACUUUUGGGCUCGUGUUUUGAGGAGGUAACUAUGGGACAUCUCUCUGUUCUCCUCCUCGUCGGAGUGGCAGUGUCUUCUGUCUGCUCCCAGUACUCCGGAGAGUCUGGCUCCGACAUUGGGAUCCAAGUCUUCGAUCAGAUUGCGAAAUCCAGACCGCAGGACAAUCUCGUCAUGUCUCCUCACGGGAUAGCCAACGUGCUUGGAAUGCUGCAGCUUGGAGCAGAAGGAAAGACCAAGAAGCAGCUUGUGACCGCUAUGAGAUACAAUGUGAACGGAUCUGCUAAAAUGCUGAAAAGGCUACAGAAGAGCCUAGCCUCUGGGAAGAAUAAAGACCUUGUUACCAUAGCCAAUGCAAUGUUUGCACAGAGCGGUUUUAAAAUGGAAGAUGCCUUUGUCUCCAAGAACAGAGAAGUGUUUUGGUGUGAAAGCAGAAGUUUGGAUUUUAAUGACCCUAAACAUGCCGCAGCUUCCGUCAAUGACUGGGUUGCAAAUCGAACCAGGGGUAUGAUUGAGAACCUCAUAUCUCCUGACAUGCUUAGUAGUGCCCUAACAAGGCUAGUAGCGGUGAAUGCCAUUUACUUCAAAGGCAUGUGGAAAUCUCGGUUUCAGCCCAGGAACACAAAGAAGCGCAAUUUUAAUGGUGGAGAUGGGCAAGUACACCAAGUGCCCAUGAUGUCACAGCUGUCUGUAUUCAACAUUGGCUCAACAAGUACCCCUGAUGGUUUGCAAUACACAGUCAUUGAGCUGCCUUACCAUGGAAACAGUAUGAGUAUGUUAAUUGCCUUGCCCAUGGAAGACAGCACCCCUCUGUCAGCUAUCAUUCCUCACAUCAGCACAAAAACUAUUCAGAGCUGGAUGGAACGGAUGCGCCAAAGAAAGGUUCGGCUGGUCAUUCCGAAGUUUACUGCUGAGGCAGAAACUGAUUUAAAGGCACCUCUCUUGGCUCUUGGUAUCACAGAUAUGUUUCAUCAGGAGAAGGCAAACUUCAGAAGCAUUACAAAAUCUGAACAACUCAGUGUUUCCAAAGCAUUGCAGAAAGCUAGAAUUGAGGUGAAUGAAGAUGGAACAAAAGCAUCUGCUGCAACUGCUGCAAUUUUAAUGGCCCGGUCUUCCCCACCAUGGGUCAUUGUAGACAGACCUUUCCUUUUCUUUGUUCGACACAACCCAACAGGUACUGUGCUGUUUAUGGGACAAAUUAACAAGCCGUAGAAAAGCAGUGUAUUGAGAGGAAGUUGUUUUUGUUUUGUUUAAUUCCUGGCUUUUAAAUUUUUUUUUAUUUUUUUUAAUGGGACAUCAACACAGGCUGUUUUGACCUGAAAUACAUUUGGUCCAGCUUUUCUCUUUGGAAACAUUUGAAACCUUUUUUUAUAAUGUUGUUUUGACAUACUGUAUUAAUUUAUACUACUGAAGCGAUUUUAUUUAAUUGGGAGCACAUCGGUGAAAAAUGCCCUUUAUUCUUUUAACUCCAUUGCUGUCGGUGUGCACAGAGCAUGUUGUUGGCGUUAACUUGUGUGGUGUUUGAAGCAGUGGACACUGUGCACGCGUCUUGUAAUGGCAGUAUGUAAUACACACCUGAAUGCAAAACAAAUGUGGUCUCAUUUGUGAAUAUGUUAAUACAGUGAAACCGAUUUAGUACUGUCGGUGUAGAAAAACAUGGGUUGAAGAAUCUGCGUAUUUGUAUGUAGAUUGAAUGAGGUCAUUUUAAUAUACCAAUAAUUUGUUUUAAGUUAGACACAAAAAUCACGUAGCAUUAAGGGAUUGUGGUGUGUGGUUUUUUUAUUUGAUCUUUUUGUAUUUGCAGUAACAUAUAUAAUUUUUUUUUUUUUUUUUUAAAUCAAUAAAAACUUAAAGUACAAUGGUCA
Messenger RNA from Acipenser ruthenus (sterlet), 2044 nucleotides. RefSeq names its product glia-derived nexin. The transcript has 9 exons. Gene Ontology annotation, biological process: negative regulation of endopeptidase activity; negative regulation of plasminogen activation. NCBI's taxonomy places the organism in Eukaryota, Metazoa, Chordata, Actinopteri, Acipenseriformes, Acipenseridae. The record is from RefSeq and is a predicted model, not a curated record. Gene Ontology annotation, molecular function: serine-type endopeptidase inhibitor activity. The coding region runs from base 213 to 1391 and encodes 392 amino acids.